CUCGGGCAGAGCGGAGUGGCAGACCGGGCGGGAGUGAUCAGCCCGGGAACCACGGGGACCUCGGAACUACGGGGACCUCGGAACCACGGGGACCGGGGACCACGAGCUCCGGUGACCACGAGCUCCGGGGACCUGGGGACUCCGGGGAUCUGGGGAUUACGAGCUCCGGGGAUCUGGGACCACAAACUCCGGGGAUCUGGAGACUACGAGCUCCUUGGACGCCGAGCUUCGGGGAACUGGGACCACGAGCUUCGGGGAACUUGGACCACGAGGAGCUGGAGACCACGAGGACCGGGGAACCACGAGCUCUGGGGAACCACGUGUCAAGGGGGCUGGGACCACCACGGGGACCUGUGGACCACAGGGACUUGGGACCUCGAGCAUUGGGUACCUGAGCCCACGAGUUCUGACGACCUGGGAGCACGAUAACUUGGGUCCAGAAGGUGCCUGGGACUUGAGAUCUGGGACCGCGGGUGCUUGUGAGGCCACGCGGAUCUGGGGACACGGGUGCCUGGCACAACGACAAGUUGGGACCAAGAGGACGUGGGACCCCGAGGGUCACGGGGGUUACAAGGACCCGGGGUAUGUGUAUGACCUGUGACGGAAAAGGAGUUGAGACGACUGUGGGUUCUGAUCGCUACGAAGACCAGGGUAUGAGAUUUCUCGGGUCACGGCCCACUGGACCAAAGAGGUUGUGGACUGAACAACUUUCGACCCUCAUAUCGACAUGAGCCGGAAGAUAUGUACAUUCUGGAGAGCAAGUACCUGGCACGUGAUUUUCUAAUAACUUAGAAACGUGUAAUACAGGUUGGGACAUUUUGGCUUUUGAAGACCCAAACGACUUUGGAGCUAUCGGAAGGACGUGGUCAGCUGGCUCGUGAAGUCCCAGACACCCUGGCAAAGCUGAAGAGCUCGGAGCCUUGACGGCGUGAAGACCUAACUCAUAAGGGUUAACGGCGAUGCCAAUUAUCUUCCCAGUAAAUCCUCGCCGAGUCUCAAGACUUCAUUCGAGGAGGCUCCUGCCACGUUGAGAUGUUUGGCCAAUCCCACGAACGAUUUGGGAUUCGUGGGGGAGAAAAUCCACCACCCACGAGGAGGUGACACGACGAUUGGCACGGGGAUAUUCAAUAAUCCAUAGCUUGAGUGUCCAUCUCCUGGCCAUCUUGCAACCGAAGAGUCGAAUGACAUUCAAAUAGCAUCGGGAACUAUGGAACUAAAGGACCAGGAGCCUUGAAGACUUGGUUACUGAAAAGAAGAGGGAAUUUAAACCCUGCAAUAUUGAGGAGCGUGGAAUUGAAAGACCAAUAACUUUUUUUUUAGAUCCGUACAACUGGAAAGGCGAAAGAGGAUUCGUGACAUGAAUUUCCCAGAAUCUGGGACCUCUUUGAUGGCUUGAGGCCCCCAAAAUCGCCGGACGACUUUGGGACCAAAAGCAACGUCUGGUGCCUUCUGAGGAGGAACCCGCUCGGAAGCAACCAGAGGAUGAUGAUGGUGAUGCUGCUGCUGCUGCUGCGGGGUUCGGCGGGCAAGGGGACGACGCCGCCGGCUCUCCCGGGGCCCCGGCUGCUCGUGGCGGGACUCAUCUUGGCGAGACUCGCGGCCUGGAGCGACGCGCGUAGCUGCCUGCACAGCAGCACGGGGGAGUACGGCAGCGAGGCGCCUCCCUUGAACGGUGCCGGCGACGUCGGGGCCUACUGGUCCUACUCCGGUGAAUUUGGGCCUUUUAAUUGGGCCGGAAGUUACCCAGAAUGCAACUCAUCGCGCCAGUCGCCCAUAGACAUCUCGACGGUGGCGGCCACACCCAGCGCAGUGCAUUCUGGGAUGGUACUGGAGGGAUGGAAGAGGAGAACACCGCGGCAGCUGCUCCUGAGGAAUUCUGGGAAGAGCGUGGAGGUGGCGCUGGCGGGGGACUACUUUGUGAGCAGCGGGGCGCUGCCCGGGCGGUUCCGCGCUGCCCAGCUCUCCUUCCACUGGGGGCGCUGCAACGACACGCAAGGCUCGGAGCACCGGCUCGAUGGACAGGCCUACCCGCUCGAGAUGCAGGUGCUGCUGUACCGGCCCAACACCUCCCAGAGCCUGGAGCAGGCCAUCGCCAGUGGGGACAGCAUGGCCGCAAUCGCCAUCCUCUUUCAGGUGCGUGAUGAGGAUAACCCCGCGCUGGACCCCAUCACCAAUGGGCUGGCGCACGUGGCUCAUUACGGCAAGGAGACGCUGAUCCCCGCUCUGUCCCCGCGCUCCCUGCUCCCCGCGGAGCUGGGCUCCUACCUCAGCUACGAGGGGUCGCUCACGGCGCCGCCCUGCUCCCCGCUCGUCAGCUGGGCCGUCUACAGCCAGCCGGCCUUCAUCUCACACGCACAGCUGUCCCGUUUCUGUGGAGUGUUCACGGUGGAGUGCGUGGGCUUCAGCAAGGUGGUCGACUACCUGCAGGACAACUACCGGCCCCUGCAGCCCAGCGCCGGCAUCGCCAUCUACCUCGCCUCGCCCACACACCGCGCCCUGGCAGAGUGCAGCACCGUGCCGGACGGGCUGCGCGUCGACCGGAUCGACGGCGAUGAGCGGUCGGCGGCCGGUAAGGGGUCGGGGAUCGCCGCAACCCUGCGCGUGACCUGGGCUCGACCCCGCGAGCUCUCGGCCAAUCCCAUCGAGCGCUACGCGGUGACGUACUCGCACGGGGCGAGCCAGGAGGAGGAGGAGCGGCUGACAGACGGAGACCAGGACACGGGCGUGGUGCUGCGCGACUUGAGCGCCGGCGCCGUCAACCAGAUCCGCGUGCGCUCCGUGUGCGAGGGCGGCGUGCGCAGCGCGCCCAGCGACCCCGUCUCCUUCCCCCCGCGCGCCGCCGACCCCGACGGCUCGGCGAGCAGCGGUCGGGGCGUCCUCUCCUCGUCCUCCUCCCCGGCGAACUGGGUCACCAUGGAAACGCGAGGCACGGCGGCAGGACCGCCUGCGGGCAACGGCAGUGCCGCCCCCUCUCCUGGCGCAGCGGGAGAUGCUGGGAAUUCCCCCCCGUCCUCCGCCGCGCCCCAUUGGUCGGUUCCGGCGGCCGCGACCACGCCCGUGCCGGUGACGGCAACUGCGGUGCUCCCCCCGCGGAGCGGCGCAGCCCCCACCCCCGCGGUCCCCGUUACGACCGGCAGCGCCGCGACAACCAGAGGAGGGGCCGCAACUGCGUGGGUCGCCGUGACGACCGCAUCCCGGUCCUCGCCUCCUCCCCACCCCCGGAGCCCGACGCCUCCCACGCGGAGCGGCGUGACCACGGCGACGGGGGGGCGCCGGGGGGGCACCACGCGCGGCACGGCCUCUGCAUUGGCGCCGGCAUGGAGCAGCCCCACCGCCACGGCCCCGUCGGCGAACACCACGGAGGCCGCGGCGGGGCCUGGCGUGACGGACAGAGGAGAAGGGGGCAGCGGCGGCGGCGCCGUCUCUGUUCCCGCAGCGCUGCCCACCACUCCCCGGCCCGCGCCGGUCGGCACCGUCGCCGCUAACGCCACCCUCGCCACCGUCGGCGCCAACGCCACCGUCGCCACCCUCGCAACCCUCGUCACCGUCGGCGUCGCUCGCGGCGACCGCGGCGACCGCAGGAUGUGGGCGACCGCCGCCGUUCCGGACCCCGGGGUUCGGAACGACACUGAGCGUGCCGGCGGAGGGCGCACUCAUGCAGGCAUGGUGAACGAGUCCCACGAAGGCCUGGCUCGUGGCCCCAUCACUGACUGGAAGAUUCCGCUGAUGAUCGUGUCGGCGCUUACCUGCGUGUGCCUGGCGCUGCUGCUGUCCAUCCUCGUGUACUGGAGGAAGUGUUUUCAGACGGCGCACUUCUACGUGGAGGACAGCAGCUCCCCACGCGUGGUGCCACCUUCCGGCCUCCCCGCAAUCCCCAUCCCCGAGGACGGCGAGGCGCUGCCAGUGAAGCUCUUUGCCCGACACGUCGGGGAGAUGCACGAGGGUGCCCUGCACAGCUUCAGCCAGGAGUUUGAGGAGGUGCAGCGCUGCACGGCGGACUUGGGAAUCACGGCGGAGCACUCGAACCACCCGGAGAACAAGCACAAGAACCGCUACGUCAACAUCGUCGCCUACGACCACAGCCGCGUGCGUCUGCGUCCGCUCCCGGGAAAGGAUUCAAAGCACAGCGACUACAUCAACGCCAACUACGUUGACGGCUACAACCGGCAGAAGGCCUACAUCGCGGCCCAGGGACCCCUCAAGGCCACGUUUGCCGAUUUCUGGAGGAUGGUCUGGGAGCAGAACACGGGCGUCAUCGUGAUGAUCACCAAUCUCGUGGAGAAGGGUCGGCGCAAGUGCGACCAGUACUGGCCGUCGGAGAACAACGAGGAGUACGGGAACAUCCUGGUAACGCUCAAGAGCACCCGCACGCUCGCCUGCUACACUGUGCGCCACUUCACCAUCCGCAACACCAAGCUGCGCAAGGGCACGUCGCAGAAGAGCUCUGCCCGCGGCCGUCAGAACGAGCGGCUCGUGGUGCAGUUCCACUACACGCAGUGGCCCGACAUGGGCACGCCGGACUACGCGCUGCCCGUGCUCACCUUCGUCCGCAAGUCCUCGGCCACGCGCACCGACCUCAUGGGCCCCGUCGUCGUCCACUGCAGCGCGGGCGUUGGCCGCACGGGGACCUACAUCGUCCUCGACUCCAUGCUGCAGCAGAUCCGGGACUCGGGCACCGUCAACGUGCUGGGGUUCCUCAAGCACAUCCGCACGCAGCGCAACUACCUGGUGCAGACAGAGGAGCAGUACACAUUUAUCCACGAGUCGCUGCUGGAGGCGGUGCUGACGGGCGAGACGGAGGUGGCCCCGGGCCAGCUCCACGCCUACUACACCUCCAUCCUGUCACCCGCGGCAACCGACGUGACACGGCCCGUUGUCACGGCGACCGAGAACACCCACCUUGAGAAGCAGUUCCGCCUUGUGACGCAGUGCUCUGUGCGGCAGUCGGAAUUCUUCAGCGCCACCAAACACUGCAACAAGGAGAAGAACCGCAACUCCUCCAUCGUGCCAGUGGAGCGAUCGCGAGUCGGCCUCUCGUCGCUGUCCGGACUGGAGGGCACCGACUACAUCAACGCCUCCUACAUCACGGGCUAUUACCGCAGCAACGAGUUCAUCGUGACGCAGCACCCUCUGCCGCACACAACGCGAGACUUCUGGAGGAUGAUCUGGGACCACAACGCGCAGAUCAUCGUCAUGCUGCCCGACGGGCAGGGCCUGGCGGAGGAUGAGAGUGUGUACUGGCCGGGCCGUGAGGAAGCCAUGAACUGCGAUGACUUCACGGUGACGCUGAUUAACGAGGACCGGCUGUGCCUGGCUAACGAGGAGCAGCUCGUGAUCCACGACUUCAUUCUGGAGGCCACACAGGACGACUACGUGCUGGAGGUGCGGCACUACCAGUGCCCACGGUGGCCAGACACGGAGGGGCCCCUGAGCAACGCCUUCGAGAUUAUCAACGUGAUCCGCGAGGAGGCGGCGACGCGCGACGGCCCCACCAUCCUGCACGACGAAUUUGGCGGCGUGUCGGCCGGCACGUUCUGCGCGCUCACGACGUUGCUGCACCAGCUGGAGGAGCAGGAAGCCGUGGACGUGUUCCAGGUCUGCAAGAUGGUGAACCUGAUGCGGCCCGGCGUCUUCACCGACAUCGAACAAUACCACUUUGUGUAUCGCGCGGCGCUGAGCCUGAUCGGCACGCGGGAGGACGGCGGCAUGGCGAGCGAGCGCAAUGGCUCGGCAGGCGCGGGGGAAGAGGCGGACGGCGCCGAGAGCACCGAGUCGCUCGUUUGAUUGGGAAAGGAGGGGGGGGCACAGGGCGGGGGGGGGGCGGCCUCAGGGUCUGCUGGGGCGACCUGAAGAGCAGCAAGAGGGAUCUGGUGACCAGGGACCAGAGCCCAGGGGGGCCGAGUCCAGGGGAGAUGAGACCUAGGGCCAAAAGGUGUUGUAACCAGGGCCAGGUGUAAAUAUAGAUGAGACUUCAGACCAGGGCUGAUAGUACCCGAGACCAGGACAGUUACGAAUAGGUCCUGGGACCAGCGGGACUCGGUCAAUGGGAAAUCAGAUUCCGGGGGACAGGGACCCUGGCCCAGGGAGAAUGAGACCUGUGUCUGUGAGAGCUGUGGACCAGGUCCAUUAGGGAGGGGGAUUUUGAAGUAGGUUGCUAGAUUCAGGCACAAUCUAGGCGAUUUGUCCAUUGCCGUGGCAUAUACACCAACGAAAAAAGCACCCGACAACAUCAAAGACCACUUCUACAAGUCUCUGGAACAGUCGCGAAACGUCACAAAACCACGGGAGCUCAUCACGUGCUUCGGAGACGGACUCCGGAACGUGAUCGGCCCACAUGGCAGCGGCAUCUCCAAUGAUAACUCAGAAAGGCACCUGUAUUUCUGUGCAGGAAAUGGGCUUCGAAAAUGUGGUUCUUGGUUGCAGCGCCGCACCAUUGUCCAGCAGCCGCACAGAAAGAAAUCGACCAUAUAUAUAUACUCAUCAACUCCAGGUGGAAAGCUUUGCAAACUUUUGCACGGUUUACUGGAGCAUGGAGUUCAACACGGAUCGGCCCAGUUAUUAAAACUAUCGGUAUCGGACUGAAACGAUUAUCCGGUAGGAUUAUUGUCUCCGUCUUCCCGCUACAACAUCAAAAAACUUUAAAGACCCGGCAUUCAAACAGCAAUUCAUAGUCGCCAUUAACAACCAAUUGUUAGCCCUCCAAAACGAAUGGCUGACAGACUGGGACCAGCUUCGAGACUCAGUCAACAAUGCCGCCCAAGACCUGCCUUGGAAUGCGUAGCAAUAUCAAAAAAGAGAGUGGAUCAGUGACGACGCAUGGAGCCUAAUUGACGAGAAAUGCAAAGCACGGCAUGCAGGGUCUGACCAACACUACAAGCAACUGAGAAGGCAAUGUAAGAACCAGAUCUGGGGACGACCGCCAGAGAUGGGCAAAUGAGAAAGCUGCGGCCGCGGAGCAAGAACUCGCGAAUGUCAGAGAUGCGUUUUGCCAACUUCAGACAGCUCAACCAUGGACUCGAGUGGCCUCUCGUGGCCUCAUGGUCAGCGAUAGGAGGCAAACAAUGAGUCCGUUGGAAAUAACUCGACUCUCAGCUGCUGAAUCGCCCUCCGUCGUGGGUGUGUUGUACAGCAUGGUGCCAUAAAGGGGUGAAGAUUAUUUUUUUUAUUCAUGCUAUUUUGUUCAGUCUCGAAACAAAAUCGAGUCCACACAGUUGUUUCACGUUUACAAAAUAAGCCACUGUUAGUGGACAAACACAAGUGGCCAUGAGGAACCAGGCAGCUGGUGGUGUGUGCACCGGGACAGUUAGGAGCUGCCUAUGAUACAUACACACACCCUGAUACACAGACGGGUGCACACACCGUGAUACAAUUUCUUGAUAUAUACACACACAUCAUACACACACACACAUUGUUGCACACACCAUGAGCUAUACCCACACACACGUUGCUACACAUACCCUAUAGGUUGGGAGACCACGUAAAAUGUGAGGGUUUCACCCACAGGUCACAGGACAGACCCAGAUGUCACGGGUUGACUGCGAUGACUGAUAGAUGCACCACCCGUGCUCCCACUGUGCCAACAAACGCACCACCCAACACGCUCGCACACACUGCCAUGCAUACGUGCCAAGAUGCGUGAGCUGAGGUUGCCUACCUGAACAAAUCGCUGGGGCUGGGAGGAGGGAAUCGCUCACUCUGCUGCCUUGUGCAGCCGCAGUAGGCCUCUUGUGUCGGCUUCUCUGGGCUCGUUAACAAAUUGAGCUCACUCUGCACGUGACCAGGAACAAAGGGAAACUCAAGAAGAAGUGCCUCUGGGAGGCGGGGGGGGGAGGAGGCGCUGGCCUGGAGCCUCCCGCUUGGUGAUUGCAGCGGUGUUCACAUGAACCACUCGGUCGCUCGCAAAAGAAAACCGCUCUCUCAUACACCCAGAGGUCCUGGGCAAUCAGGGAGGGAUUUGUGGGUUCUGGGACAGGGCGAGGGGUUAAUCAGGGGUUACCAGAACCCAGGGACAGGGGGUUUUGUGGGUUGGGGGGGCGGUGGUGGGACCUAGGGGCAGGGUGGUCUCGUGUUUUCUCGUGCAAUAAUCAAAACGUAAACCAACUCCAUUCCACUCCUGUGAAUGCCCGGCCCGUGUCGCCCGCGUCGUGUCAACGUUCACGUUCUUUCUUUUUUAUUAUCGACGAAACUCGCUAUAACUUUUUUCCAGUUUGUAAUUAAGCAUCUUCAUAAUCUAGCCAUAUUUAUGAGCGUGUUUAAACAUGUUCACAAUAAAGGAACAUUCUAUUUCAUCACA
Lethenteron reissneri (Far Eastern brook lamprey) is the source of this 8293-nucleotide messenger RNA. RefSeq names its product protein tyrosine phosphatase receptor type G (gene PTPRG). Gene Ontology annotation, molecular function: protein binding; protein tyrosine phosphatase activity. Gene Ontology annotation, biological process: protein dephosphorylation. The record is from RefSeq and is a predicted model, not a curated record. NCBI's taxonomy places the organism in Eukaryota, Metazoa, Chordata, Hyperoartia, Petromyzontiformes, Petromyzontidae.